Messenger RNA from Trematomus bernacchii (emerald rockcod), 2071 nucleotides. RefSeq names its product heat shock protein nuclear import factor hikeshi (gene hikeshi). Gene Ontology annotation, molecular function: nuclear import signal receptor activity; Hsp70 protein binding. NCBI's taxonomy places the organism in Eukaryota, Metazoa, Chordata, Actinopteri, Perciformes, Nototheniidae. Gene Ontology annotation, cellular component: cytosol; nucleus. Gene Ontology annotation, biological process: protein import into nucleus. Bases 1202 to 1804 code for a protein of 200 amino acids. The transcript has 2 exons. The record is from RefSeq and is a predicted model, not a curated record.
UUGCACAAUACUUGAGUAAAUGUACUUCACUACGUUACACCACUGCAUGGUAGUAAAGAGCAGUAAUGAAAUAAUUCACGAGUAGAGUUAAUGAUUAUACUGGGCCAGAAUCAGAGUAACAGCGGAGCCGCCAUGAGGAGUAAAUGCUGCUUUGAUUUACUAAACCUUUAGAGGACUUGGAGAAUAAGAGGGUAACAAACGACUAAACUGAACUCAGAUCCAAAGUGACGGACAGCCAGAGACGCUUCACUUUCACAUUAAAGAACAGAGACUUCACUUUUGUCUUCCUUUGAUCCUUGGGGCUCAUUUUGAGCGCCGCCGUUUAAAGCUCAAGAAAAUGAUCACAUUCAAAAUGAAGGAGUUGGACCCACUUGCAAGCCCACACUUUGUGGCUCAUUGUGUCCGGAGUGUACGAAUCAAAAGGAGAGGCAACAGCAAGCCUUUGGACUGCUGACACUGGAAGGGCAGUAUGUCCUUAUUGACCCCAAACACAACACGUUAGAAGAAAUGGAUAUUUUAAUUAAUAUAUUAAUGGGAUAUUAUUAUUAUGAAUGUAAUGAAUAAAGGUAUUCUGAUUCUGAUUUUAUACAAUGUUAUGCUUACAACUUUUUUCAUGAAGGCUCAACCAUUUAUGUUAUUGUAAGUUUGUUUUGCAAAACUGAUAAAUAAAGUUAUAUACAUUCAAGAUUCAAAUGGUGUAUCGUCAUAAUUGUCAAAUGUGUCAUCAUAUACACAACUAAGGUGUAGUAAUGUAAUGAAUGAAACACUGGUCGCAGGAUCCUCAACAAUGCAAUGACAAGAAAUACAAAACAACAAUAACAUGAUGUUGUAAUAUAGUCCAUUGAUCUUGGGGUGUGACCAGAAUUAAAAAUAAAUUGAGUUCCGACUUCUCAGAAUGUUCAGAAAGCUGUUGGUCACAUCCCAUAUGUAUUUGCUCUACAGGGAGUAAGGUUUGCCUGUCAGUCUAAACAAAGGGCUAUAUUAACCCUUUACAUUGAACUCAGUACAGUAAACACAGUGGACAGUUAUCAGGACGCACAAUCGAUAGUCGAGCAUUACAGCACUUCACCACACUACCGGCAGCGGGAGUCAUGUCUCUGCCUUUUACCGGAUAACACGUGCUGCUGGGUUUUUAAAUAACUAGGAGGGGCUGAAGGCUAACAGCGAAGCUAACGGCUAAUCCUCCAGCAGCUGCAGCGGGAUGUUCGGCUGUCUGGUGGCCGGCAGGUUGGUGCAGACAGACGCGGUGCAAGUCGCCUCGGACAAGUUCGUGUUCAACCUGCCGGACUAUGAGAAGGUGAACCACGUGGUGGUGUUCAUGCUGGGCACGGUUCCGUUCCCCGCCGGUACCGGAGGAGCGGUCCACUUCUCCUUCCCGGACCCCUCGGGCGGCAGCGAGGUGUGGCAGCUGCUCGGCUUCAUCACCAACGAGAAGCCCAGUGCCAUCUUUAAGAUCUCCUGCCUGAAGGCGGGGGAGGGCGGGGAAAACCCCUUCGGUAUGAUGGCCUCCUCCUCCCGGCUGUCACCCUCCGUGGCUCAGGUCGGUGUGUCGGUGGAGGCUCUGGAUCAGCUCGCCCAGCAGAUUCCGGUUUCCAGCGCCGCCGUUUCCACCGUGGACUCCUUCCUGCAUUUCACCCAGAAGAUGUUGGACAGUCUCUACAACUUCGCCUCGUCCUUCGCGGUGACGCAGGCUCAGAUGACCCCGAACCCCUCGGAGACCUUCAUCCCCUCCAGCUGCGUCCUCAAGUGGUUCGAGAACUUCCAGAGGAGGAUGAGCCAGAACCCCAACUUCUGGAAGAACUGAAUCAAAGACUAAAAAAGACAGUUUCCACAGUGCCUACAGCCAAACCACUCGUCUCUCAGACACAGCUUUACUCCCUACAGUUUAUAACGUGCACAGGGGUUUUGGUUCAUCAUCAUUACACGUUUUUAUUUAUUAAAGUAAGAACAACGAUAGUAAAUAUGAGAUUGAGGAUCCUUCUUGGCCAUGGAAACAGCAGCUCUAAAUGAAAACAAAAUAAGAUUGAUUUAGUGUUUUUUCUCUUAAAAUAAAAUAGAUUAUUCCACACCA